This is a messenger RNA of Saccharomyces mikatae IFO 1815, 3312 nucleotides long. RefSeq names its product Ran GTPase-binding protein LOS1 (gene LOS1). Gene Ontology annotation, cellular component: cytoplasm; nuclear matrix; nuclear pore. The record is from RefSeq and is a predicted model, not a curated record. Gene Ontology annotation, molecular function: tRNA binding; small GTPase binding. Bases 1 to 3312 code for a protein of 1103 amino acids. The transcript has a single exon. Gene Ontology annotation, biological process: tRNA re-export from nucleus. NCBI's taxonomy places the organism in Eukaryota, Fungi, Ascomycota, Saccharomycetes, Saccharomycetales, Saccharomycetaceae.
AUGCUAGAACGGAUUCAGCAGCUGGUAAAUGCAGUGAAUGAUCCACGCUCAGAUGUGGCCACUAAGAGACAGGCCAUCGAGCUACUGAAUGGGAUUAAAUCAUCAGAGAAUGCAUUGGAAAUCUUCAUAUCACUCAUCAUCAAUGAGAACUCGAAUGAUUUGCUGAAGUUUUAUGGGCUAUCCACUUUGGUCGAAUUGAUGACGGAGGGCUUGAACGCUAAUUCUAACGGCUUGAAUAUGAUAAAGUUUGAAAUAACUAAAUGGAUUAAGUUUCAAGUUUUGGCUAAUAAGCAAACAAAGUUGCCAGACUUUUUGAUGAAUAAGAUUUCUGAAGUACUGACCACUUUGUUCAUGCUGAUGUACAGUGAUUGUAAUGGGAACCAGUGGAAUAGUUUUUUUGACGAUCUAAUGAAUCUUUUCCAAGUUGACUCAGCCAUUUCCACUCCCAGCCCGUCUACUGAUGGUAACAUUUUUUUGGGUCUUGAAUUUUUUAACAAGCUUUGUUUGAUGAUUAAUUCAGAAAUUGCUGAUCAAAGCUUCAUUAGGUCAAAGGAGUCUCAAUUGAAAAACAAUAAUAUAAAAGAUUGGAUGCGUGAUAAUGAUAUUAUGAAAUUGAGUAAUGUGUGGUUCCAAUGCUUAAAACUUGAUGAACAAGUUGUUUCACAGUAUCCCGGAUUAAUCAAUUCUACCUUGGAUUGUAUAGGGAGCUUCAUUUCAUGGAUCGAUAUUAAUUUAAUUAUUGAUGCAAAUAAUUACUAUUUGCAAUUAAUCUAUAAAUUUUUAAAUCAUAAAGAAACCAAAAUAUCAUGUUAUAAUUGCAUACUGGCCAUCAUCUCAAAAAAAAUGAAACCAAUGGAUAAACUAGCUUUUUUAAAUAUGAUCAAUUUGACCAAUGAAUUAACUUAUUACCAUCAAGCCAUAUCAAUGAAUCCUCAAAUCAUUACAUUUGAUAAUUUGGAAGUAUGGGAAACUUUGACCAAGUUGAUUACUUCGUUUGGUACAGAAUUUACUAUUAUUAUUGAACAAGUUAAUGAUGACCCAAAAUUGGAUACGCUAUACAAGCAGUCAGUGAUAUCAAAUGUCGAUACGAUCCUAUUGGAAAAAAUAAUACCAAUACUCUUGGAAUUUAUGAAUAAUGAAUUCGAUUCAAUAACAGGAAAAACUUUCCCAUUCUGGUCAAACUAUCUGGCUUUUCUGAAAAAGUACAAAGCAUCUUCACCAAAUUUUAUACCAUUGCAUAAGGAUUUUUUAAAUAAUUUCCAACAGGUUUGCUUUAAGAGAAUGAAAUUCUCAGACGACGAAAUUACACAGGAUGAUUUUGAGGAAUUCAAUGAAACUAUAAGAUUCAAAUUGAAAAAUUUUCAAGAGGUUAUCGUUGUAAUCGAUCCAAGUCUAUUCUUGAAUAACAUCACUCAAGAGAUUUCUGUAAACCUAAUGAAUUGUAAGAAUGAGAACUGGCAGGUUUUUGAACUAACUAUUUACCAGAUCUUUAAUCUAAGUGAAUGUAUCAAGAACAAUUAUUUCGGUUUGAACAAAAAUGAAAUUAUGACUUCACAACCUUCGCUAACCUUAGUACGAUUUUUGAAUGAAUUGCUGAUGAUGAAAGAAUUUUUAUUGACCAUUGAUAACGAACAAAUUCAAAUAUUGUUCAUGGAAUUGAUUGUGAAAAAUUAUAAUUUCAUAUUCUCAACAAGUGCAAACACAUCAAACGCUACUGAUGAUGAUGAAAAGUAUUUGUUGAUCUUGAAUAUUUUCACAAGUUCAUUUGCCAUGUUCAACAAGAGAGAAACUGUUAGGCUCAGAUCAUGGUACCUAUUUACAAGAUUUUUGAAAUUAACAAGAAUCAACCUGAAGAAAAUUUUAUUUGCCAAUAAAAAUUUGGUUAAUGAAAUAACUAAUAAAAUAAGUCCUCUACUUCACAUAAAGGUAACCUCUAUCAAUGCACAAGGAACAGAUGACAACGAUACAAUUUUUGAUAAUCAAUUGUACAUAUUUGAAGGUAUUGGGUUUAUAAUUACGUUGAACAAUAGUAGUCAGGAGCACACUAGUGCCACUGCUACGGCUAGCACUUCUAUGAAUUACGAUAUAUUGGACCAGAUAUUGACCCCACUGUUUACCCAACUAGAGGGCUGUAUUACUCAAGGAGCUUCGCCAGUGAUAAUUUUGGAAUGUCAUCAUAUUCUAAUGGCCAUCGGUACUUUAGCUAGAGGUUUGCACAUUGGUUUAGUCCCUGAGAAUCAAGUUAACAACAUGAUGGUCAAUAAAAAGUUGAUCAAUGAUUCUCUAAUCCAUAAAUUCUCUAAUAUAGCUGAGGUUAUAUUGGUAACAUUUUCUUUUUUCAAUAAAUUUGAGAAUAUCCGUGAUGCAUCUAGAUUUACUUUUGCCAGAUUAAUUCCAAUCCUAAGUAAUAAAAUUUUACCGUUUAUCAAUAAGUUGAUAGAGUUGAUCUUAUCAUCUGCGGAUUUAAAGUCAUGGGAGAUGAUUGAUUUUCUUGGGUUCUUAUCUCAACUCAUUCAUAUGUUUCAUACGGACAUAGACUGUUACCAGUUAUUCAACCAUUUACUCACUCCGUUAAUUAACAAAGUUCAUUUCAUUAUAGAUGACAUUGAUGGGCAACACGAGCAACAAUCAAGCAUUAACAAACCUAUAGACACGACUGUCACAGCCACUUCCUCCGCAAAUAAAAAUAUUGUGGUUACCGAUUCAUAUAGAGAUAAAAUACUAUUAAAAAAGGCCUACUACACAUUUUUACAAUCAUUUACUAAUAACUCUGUCACUUCGAUACUAUUAUCAGACAUAAACAGAGCGAUUUUACCAAUCAUCCUGGACGAUUUAGUCACCUACACGCCGCAGGAGAUUCAAGAAACAUCUAUGAUGAAAGUAUCACUAAAUGUACUGUGUAACUUCAUCAAAUGCUUUGGGAAAGGCUCAUGUUUGGAUAAUAACGAUAUCAAUAAAGAUCCCAACUUGAAAAUAGAUGGUCUCAACGAGUACUUUAUCAUGAAAUGUGUCCCAAUAAUCUUUGAAAUUCCGUUUAAUCCAAUAUACAAAUUCAAUAUCAAGGAGGGAAAUUUCAAGACCAUGGCAUCUGACUUGGCAAGGUUACUGAGGGAACUAUUUAUCGUUAGUAACAACCUAACCACGAACGAAAACGAAUGUGUAAAAUACCUUACUCAAAUAUAUCUUCCACAAAUACAGUUGCCUCAGGAAAUAACCAUUCAGUUAGUUAAUACUUUAACGACAGUGGGUCAAAAGCAAUUUGAAAAAUGGUUUGUGGUUAAUUUUAUUUCUCUUUUGAAACAGGAUCAGUAG